CGUCAUGACAUUGGCUGCGUUUAUAAACACAUGCUACUGUUGCUUGGUAGAGCUCGGUUAACUGUGGUCAAUCCCUGGUGCUUUCUAGUAGUACAUGGAAUUUCGACCUUCGUGAAAUAAUGCACGCGGUGCUUGAAAGUCGGAGACGUUCCGUGAAGAACAAUUAAAAAACCCUACAUGUGAAUUUGAUGCUUAUUUACGAUCGAAACUAGAGAUUAACAAAAAAAUGUGCUUUUAUCAAUAGUAAACAGUACUGUACGUAUGACCGUCUGGAGUAAAUGCAUGCGUGAGAGUUCCUGGAAAACUUGUGACUUCACAGUCUGUCAACUCCUGUCAACGUCUGGUCAACAUGGCAGAUGGCGCCGAAGGAGGAAACUAAUGAGAAUGGGAAUGCAACAGAUGGUAUGACAACAGAAGAAAAAAUGGUGGAUGUUUCUACAAUACAAGAGGAUAUUUCUAGUGCAGGAAAACAUUGUAAUAGUAUUGUUAAUCAUUCAGAAGUGCCAGUUACAGAAGUCUUUGAUGAAGACCUUGAUGUUACAAGUACUGUUGAGAAUCAUGCCGUUUGUAGGAAAGUUUCUAAGGAUGUUGAGUUGGAUGCCAGUAAGGAUGAAAAAGAAGAUUAUGGUACUCACAUAGAAAACCUCACUAAUAAGGAAGAGAACAGUAAUUUAAAAACUCUUGACGUAAAUGAAUGUGGUGAGGUUGAAAAGGGAGAUCAUGAUAUGAUGGAUGAAUCUAUGUGUACUAAGGAAAAUUCUGUGACAAUGAGCCUUUGUGUUUCGGUUGCUGAUGGUGCAGUCUUGCCACCUGACCUGUGGCAUGCAGCAGUUAAGAAAGAACCUGUGAAUGUUUGGAUUGUGCAAGUUUCAGAUGGUGAUUUCUCUCCUGAUAGUAAAGUAUCAUCCCCUCUUCAGAUUGUAUUUCCUUGGGAGCACUCAUGGUCAUGGGAUAGUCAGUUGGAUCCUGUGUCUUCAGAUGAAGAUGAACCUCCAACAUACACUACUCUUCAGACUGUAAAUUGGGACGACACUACCUCUUGCCAUAGUGGGCAGCUGAGAGAUGCUUCUCAUGAAGGAGCUGGUUCAUCUGGUUUUUCAGACGAUGAAGAAAUGUCUUCUGUUACUGGAGAAAAUUUUAAUCUGCUUGGUUCUGACAGUGGCCUGCAAACCUCCAGUUCUGAUGGAGAUUUAAGAAUGUUGCAUCAGUCUGGUGGAGUUGGCAUACCAGAAGACUCUUGGAGUGAAGAUGCCAAUACUUUUGCUCUCACAGAACUUCGUCUUGGAUCAGAUGCCGAUUCUCGUUGUAGCAUCGAUACUGAUCGACAGACUGAAGCACCUUCAUCUCUACCAGCUAGUGGAGCUCGAGAGCAUUUUUCUUGCCCUCUGUGUCAGAAAACUUUUACUGAUCAACUGAACUUCAAAUAUCACAAACGCACACACAAGGAUCGUAAGUUAUUCACGUGUGAUUUAUGCAACCAAAAGUUUGCUCGUGAAAAAACUCUUGAGAGGCACCGACUUACGCAUUCUGUCCCUGUGCAACCUCCAGUUCUGGAGUGCCCUGCUUGUAGUGAAACAUUUGAGCAGAGAACUCAGCUGCGAAUUCACAUGCGUGCAGUUCAUCGUGAUGAACGUACAGAAGGAGUUGAUGCAUCUGGAACACGUAACUCAGGGCCUUUUACUUGUGAGAUAUGUCGGAAAACGUUUGCCCAUGCAACUCGACUGAAACACCAUCAGGCAGCUCAUUAUGAGCGGCAAUAUAAUUGCCAUAUUUGCUCUGUUACUUUGGCAACCAAACAUAGCUUACGACGUCAUCUGUAUAUACAUUCUGGAGAAAAACCGUUUGGGUGUGACAUUUGUGGAAAAGCCUUUGCGUUUGAGUUAUACCUGCGAAAUCAUAUGAAAAAACAUCUAGCCUUCAAAUUCCAUGACUGUGCUUUUUGUCCGCAGCAGUUCUGCUCUCGAAGGGAGCUUAAAGCUCACCUGCAAGUUCACAGGGGUCAGUACCACUGCCAGGUCUGCAAAGAGAAUUUCCGUUCCAAACAUAAGUUGCAGGAACAUAUGCAGAGUCAUGAAACAUAAAUUUAUGUUGUAAUUCACUCAGCCUCAGGCCCUGUCUCUUUAUCAGGUUGUGAAUGUAAUUCGAAGCACUUUUUAUGAGCAUGUCUUGUUCUCUCAGAUGUUGCCGAAUAAUGGCCAAACUCCUUCCUUCUGGAGGAAAUGUGUCCUCUCUCCUACCUGCUCUUGGUGCUCCCAGUAGCUGUGUAGUGAUAAGUUUAUCUCAGCCAGGAUGUCUCAGACCUCAAGAUAGUAUGAUACUUAGGAUGGGUUUCUUAUCCACCCUAAUCACUAGGGCAUAGCCUAGAGGCCUAUUGAAGUAUUGCAUUUUUACGGACUUAUUGUUUUUCCUUCUUAAUUUUAAGUACCACUUAUAAUUUAAGUGUCUAACAUUGAAACUACAUAAAAUUGUUUAAUUUCACAUCUAGUCUCAUGUAAAAAUGUACAUAUAUUUUUGUGAGUACUUCAUUUGUUUUAAAAAGUAUUAAAUCUCAACAAUAAUAAGAUUGCCUCUCGAGCUGGAGCAGUGUUCUGGGGGCAUUUAGCUGGUAUGUGUAGUAUGUACUAAUUAAAUCAGUACUAUUUACCAAAAGUUGUGCAGCCUAUCUGUUUUUCCUGCACAGGAUCAUACUGAAUUAGAGGUUCAAAUCUACCUGUAGGAUAACAGUAUUGUGUUCAUGGUACAACUGCCUUGGUCUCGUAAGUGAAUAUACUCAUAUUUUCUCUGUUGGAGAAGCAUACAAACCUAUAUACUUAGUACAAAAUAUCUCAACCGCUGGUAUUGAGAAAUUGCAGAAUUGUUUUAGGAAACAUAUCCCGACUAACUUUAGUUUUUUGUGUUGUUUAUACCUAACAAUUAGAUUAUUUGCGGAGGGAAUAGACCAUGUCAGGAAGAGACUGAACUAUUAUAUGCUUUCUAAUUUUGAGGAAUAUAUCUCUCACUUUCUAGUCUGUGAAUUUUGCCAAAGAAACUAUGUGCAAUAAUUUAUUUUAUAUUUAAUUUUACUAGUUAUCUGUUAGUUUAUUAUUAAUUUUUCUGAGAAGUAUACGUGAAUAUUUUUCCAAAUACAAAGUAAUCUACAUGUGUAAGCUAAAUUUUUAUUUUGUUUUGAGAAUUCUGUUAUAGUUAAUAAAGUACUAUUAUUGUUAUUGCUAUCA
This is a messenger RNA of Gryllus bimaculatus (two-spotted cricket), 3215 nucleotides long. The record is from the annotation of a GenBank genome assembly. NCBI's taxonomy places the organism in Eukaryota, Metazoa, Arthropoda, Insecta, Orthoptera, Gryllidae.